AUGCGAGAGCCAUGACAAUGGUUUUGAAGAGCGUUUUGGUUACAUGUCCACUGAUAGUAUUAAGGUUUACGAAAGAGAAAAUGUUAAUGGGCAGUGUUGUGAGAUCAUAUGCCGGAACAAUUGUUCUUGUGAGGCUUAUGCACCAGUGAAUAGAAUCAACAAAACUGGAUGCCAGAUAUGGCUUAAAGGAACCAGGUUCACUGAAGAUGCAGGGUCAAAAGGACAGUCCAUUUAUAUUGUUAGACUUCGGCAAGAAGUAAACAGGUGGUGGAUAUGGCUUAUUAUUGCGGUGGGAGGAAGCCUAGUAUUACCUUUGAUGUGCUACUUAUGCUAUGCCUCAUUGAGAAAAUAUAGAGUAGAAGUGGACAGGAAAACCAGGCAAAAGAAGAUAUUACAUGAAAUUGGAGGCAGUGCUUUGAUUUCCAUGGUGUAUGGCAAAGCCAAAAGAAACAAGAAAAAUGGGAAGGAAAGGAAUGAGGUUGAAAUUUUCAGCUCUGAGUGCAUUGUGGUUGCCACAAACAAUUUCUCAGAUUCUAACAUGCUAGGAGAGGGCGGUUUUGGUCCUGUGUACAAGGGGACGCUAGCAGAUGGGCAGGAAGUUGCAAUAAAACGGCUGUCUAAAAGUUCUGGACAAGGGCUUACAGAAUUCAAAAAUGAGGCUAAACUUAUGGCUAAAUUGCAGCACACUAAUCUUGUGAGGCUUUUGGGGCUCUGCAUUGAAAGAGAUGAAAGAAUUAUAGUUUAUGAGUACAUGCCUAACAAAAGCUUGGAUUUCUACAUUUUUGAUGCAAGCAGAAGAAAUGUACUAGAUUGGGGAAAACGAUUUAGCAUCAUCGAAGGAAUUGCCCAAGGACUUCUUUAUCUACACAAAUAUUCAAGACUAAGGGUCAUACAUCGUGACUUGAAGGCAAGCAAUAUAUUACUCGAUGAAGAAAUGAAUCCUAAAAUAUCUGAUUUUGGCACGGCUCGAAUAUUUGGAUUAAGAGAAUCUGAAGAAAACACCAAUAGAGUAGUCGGUACACGUGGCUACAUGGCUCCAGAGUAUGCAAUUAAUGGCAUUGUUUCGAUCAAAAUAGACGUAUUCAGCUUCGGGGUGUUGUUAAUAGAGAUUCUUAGUGGCAAAAAGAAUAACAGUGGAUUUGAUUUAGAUCGUCCUUAUAAUCUAAUAGGAUAUGCAUGGAAGCUCUGGAAUGAAGGUAGAGUUUUAGAGCUAAUGGACUCAGGAUUAGAUGAACCGAGCGUGCAAAACAAAGUGCAGAGAGGAAUUCAUAUUGGCCUCUUGUGCGUUCAAGAUCAAGCAAAAGACAGGCCUUCCAUGUUAGAUGUAAUUUCUUUUCUGUCAAAUGAUUCUAUUCAACUUGCCAAACCAAAGCAGCCAGCAUACUUUAUCGGUGACGUUGAGGAAGAGUCUGAGCUACAUAACAUCAGGCAAGAACAUUAUUCCACAAAUUAUGUCACAAUCUCUGAUCUAGAUGGUAGAUAACUGGUCCCUC
This is a messenger RNA of Neltuma alba, 1493 nucleotides long. Its product is annotated as G-type lectin S-receptor-like serine/threonine-protein kinase CES101. The coding region runs from base 44 to 1483 and encodes 479 amino acids. Gene Ontology annotation, molecular function: ATP binding; protein serine/threonine kinase activity. The transcript is spliced from 7 exons. Gene Ontology annotation, cellular component: plasma membrane. NCBI's taxonomy places the organism in Eukaryota, Viridiplantae, Streptophyta, Magnoliopsida, Fabales, Fabaceae. Gene Ontology annotation, biological process: protein phosphorylation. The record is from RefSeq and is a predicted model, not a curated record.